Molecule: messenger RNA, 8286 nt
Organism: Nycticebus coucang (slow loris)
Lineage: Eukaryota; Metazoa; Chordata; Mammalia; Primates; Lorisidae
Gene: SSH1
Product: slingshot protein phosphatase 1
Exons: 14
Coding region: 343-3357 (1004 amino acids)
Biological process (GO): actin cytoskeleton organization; negative regulation of actin filament polymerization; protein dephosphorylation
Cellular component (GO): cytoplasm
Molecular function (GO): actin binding; protein tyrosine/serine/threonine phosphatase activity
Source: RefSeq, a predicted model, not a curated record
UAUCUGCAUCAUGUUUUCAUAAAUCCUGUGACUGACCAUGCUCUGUGGCCUCCCACCCUAUCCCCCAAGCGCCAUCUCCUGUGGUUUUCCUCCUGCUUUAUCCCCUUACCGUAUUUGCAGGAAAGACUGCAGGGUGAUCUCACAGCUUUGGGACAGUGUGCUGCUUGGGCUUCUUUAUCAUAAAUGCCUGUUAUCAUUUGUCAUGGGGGAACAGAGGUAGAGUGUUCUAAGGCCCCAGUUACUGCAGUCCCCUGACUUCAUGUGUAGAGGAAGAGGCUGUGAUUCUUACCAGUCUGGGAACACUGAGGAGGAACAACGGCCUUCUUAAGUGAGAGCUUUUUCAUGGUGAAAGGAGCAGCCCUCUUCUUACAACAGGGAAACAGCCCUCAAGGCCAGCGGAGUCUUCAGCACCCCCACAAACAUGCAGGUGACCUGCCCCAACAUCUUCAAGUGAUGAUCAACCUACUGCGUUGUGAAGACAGAAUCAAGCUGGCCGUGCGCUUGGAGAGCGCCUGGACCGACCGCGUCCGCUACAUGGUGGUGGUGUACAGCAGUGGGCGCCAGGACACCGAGGAAAAUAUCUUGCUGGGAGUUGACUUUUCCAGUAAGGAAAGUAAAAGCUGCACCAUUGGGAUGGUUCUCCGACUGUGGAGUGACACAAAAAUCCACCUGGAUGGAGAUGGUGGAUUCAGCGUGAGCACAGCAGGAAGGAUGCACAUAUUUAAGCCUGUGUCUGUCCAGGCCAUGUGGUCUGCUCUGCAGGUGCUUCAUAAGGCCUGUGAGGUGGCACGAAGACACAACUACUUCCCCGGGGGUGUGGCUCUCAUCUGGGCCGCCUACUAUGAGAGCUGCAUCGGCUCUGAGCAGAGCUGCAUCAAUGAGUGGAACGCCAUGCAGGACCUGGAGUCCACGCGGCCCGACUCCCCGGCGCUGUUUGUGGACAAGCCAACUGAAGGGGAAAGGACUGAGCGCCUCAUCAAAGCCAAACUCCGAAGCAUCAUGAUGAGCCAGGAUCUGGAAAAUGUGACCUCCAAAGAAAUCCGUAAUGAAUUAGAGAAGCAGAUGAAUUGUAACUUGAAAGAAUUUAAGGAAUUCAUAGACAACGAGAUGCUACUUAUCUUGGGACAGAUGGACAAGCCCUCCCUUAUCUUCGAUCAUCUUUAUCUCGGCUCUGAAUGGAAUGCAUCCAAUCUGGAAGAACUGCAGGGCUCAGGGGUUGACUACAUUUUAAAUGUUACUAGAGAAAUAGAUAAUUUUUUCCCUGGCUUAUUUGCAUAUCAUAACAUCCGAGUCUAUGAUGAAGAGACAACAGAUCUUCUUGCCCACUGGAAUGAAGCAUAUCAUUUUAUAAACAAAGCAAAGAAGAACCAUUCCAAGUGCCUGGUACACUGCAAAAUGGGCGUCAGCCGAUCUGCCUCCACAGUCAUAGCCUAUGCAAUGAAAGAAUUUGGCUGGCCUCUCGAAAAGGCCUAUAACUAUGUGAAGCAAAAGCGCAGCAUCACACGACCCAACGCAGGCUUCAUGAGGCAGCUGUCGGAGUAUGAAGGCAUCUUAGACGCAAGCAAACAGCGGCAUAACAAGCUGUGGCGUCAGCAAACAGAAAACAGCCUCCAGCCACCUGCGGAAGACCCUGCAGGACCCAGCGACUUCCUGCCAGAGACCCUGGAUAGCACCCCAGAGACCCAGCCACCCUGCCUGGAGGAAUCUGCCCAGCCAAUCUUCCCAGGCAGCAGGGUCCCUGGAGGGCCCGCUGUCCCAUGCUGUUUCCGGCGACUCUCAGACCCCCUCCUGCCUUCUCUUGAUGGUGAUAUUGCCAGCUCAAUCCAGGACCUUGAGAAGGAUGCACUUUUGGAGGAAGCAGCCGAGCCUGGGGAGGUACACAAGCCAGCCAGAUGUCCCCAGGAAGGUCCCGGGCUCUGUGAGAAGUAUGCCAAGAAGAAACUAGAAGUCGGGAGCCCCACACCCCCGAGUGGCUCCUUGCCUCAGGCAGAGGAGAUGGACAGGGAAGACAGCCCAGAAGCAGGGAGGUGGGAGCAGCUUCCACCUCAGCUUACCUGGGAAAAUCUAAAUAACAACAACAGCAAGCGGAACUGUCCAGAUGACUUUGAGCACGAUGCUAUAUUUGGGAUCCUUAACAAAGUGAAGCCCUCCUACAAAUCCUGUGCUGAUUGCAUGUACCCUCCAGCCAGCGGAGUCCCCGAGGCCUUUGGGGAGCAAUGUGAGGACCCCAGUGCUCCUGCCAUCUGCACCCAGCCUGCCUUCCUGCCCCAUGUCACGUCUUCCCCUGUGGCCCACACAGGCAGCCGGCCCCGGUUUCUGGAGAAGCCAGCAUCUGGCCCCACCGAAACCCCCCAACUCCUACCACCAGCAGGCUCCAGGAGGCCAGGCACCAGUGGUUCCGGGGCUACCCCAGGGCUACCAGCUAGUUUAUUGGAACCUUCUAGAGAUACCCUGAAAGUCCUGCCAACAUCCCUCCUUUUGAAGAAUUCUCACUGUGAUCAGAACCUUUCCAGCAAGGAAGUGGUGAAGGAAGAGCCAUCACCCAGGAAAGAUCUGAAGCCUGCUAAGGACCUAAGACUUCUGUUCAGUAACGAGAUUGAGAAACCCACAACCAACAGCUACUUGAUGCAGCACCAAGAAUCUAUCAUCCAGCUGCAGAAGGCAGGCCUGGUCCGUAAGCACACCAAAGAGCUAGAGAGGUUAAAGGGCACACCUGCAGACCCGGCCACUCCCUGCAAGGACUGCACCACUGGCAGGCUGGAGGCCAGCGUCCCCGAGGAGACCCAGGAUCCUGCCGCCCUCCAGGAACCAAGUCCCCUGUCAUUCCCCAGCCCAGGUGGGAGCGAUGAGAAAUCAGAGGCUACCCCCCUACCCUUGGAAGGAACCUCACUGAAGAGCCCCCCUCCCUUCCUCUGCCGCCUGGAUCAUACCAGUAAUUUCUCAAAAGACUUUCUGAAGACCAUCUGCUACACCCCCACCUCCUCUUCCAUGAGCUCCAACCUGACUCGGAGCUCCAGCAGCGACAGCAUCCACAGCGUCCGUGGGAAGCCUGGGCUAGUGAAGCAGCGCACCCAGGAGAUCGAGACCCGGCUGCGGCUGGCAGGCCUCACUGUCUCGUCCCCACUGAAGCGCUCACACUCACUUGCCAAGCUCGGGAGUCUCAACUUCUCAACGGAAGACCUAUCCAGUGAGGCCGACCCGUCUACCAUCACUGACUCCCAAGAUCCCAGAAUGAGCGAGUCUUCCUUCCUGCGUGAGCCCCAGGUCACCCCAAGGAACCUGCCUGCAGUCUCCAAACUAUCAGGGAAAUCUGCCUCAGGAAACUUGAAGAGCCCCACCUGGAAGAGCAAGAGCUGACCCGCUUCUGCUUCACUGCGACAUGUAUUUUCAUGAUUCCUCCCGUCAUUGUUCCACUAUGGAUUUGGGUCAGCCCAUCCAUCUUGAUUUCCUGUAAACAACUGAAGUCAUCCUAACUUUCCCCCAUCUUUGCACAAAGAGGAGGAGAAGAAACAAAAAUAACUUCACAUGCGGCACAAGAAGAAAGGGGGACUGUCAGCUGAGUGGCCUGGGAGAGCCAGAAACCACCAGCCAGCAGACACAAGACUCUCUGCUCCCAAGUCCUGUGUCUUCAAGAAAAAUCAUGUUUUGAAAAGAAUGUGCCCAGAUACACACCCACGUCCAAACUUCUCCAUUCGCAGCCUGCAGAAGAAGAGUUGUGGUGAUGCCAUCGCCACAACAGACGUUCUAGCUCGUUCUGGCCCUCUUGGGAAACUCGGAUGACAACAUAAAUCCUACCUCUGUUCUUGCUGUGCUUUUUAUUUUUAAAAUACAAGAUCAACCAAGGGAAUAAUGCUGUGUUAGAAAGGGUUUUUCCCAGGCAAAAAAAAAAAAAAGAAUUUUCUCUCGUUCUGGUUUUUUGUUUUGUUUUGUUUUGUUUUCUUUUGGUUGGGACCCCAGAUGUGUCAAGACUCUUAACUGCCCCAGGCAGGGCUUGGUAAAGUCAUCAGACAAAACACCCCACACUGUGAUUGAGCUUACUCUGUGCUGAGUGGCAGCAAAAGCUCUCUCUAAUCUUGGUUCUUUUGUUACAGCUGAGUGAUGUGUUUGACCAGCACAGGGAGGGCAGGUGGGGAAAAUGUGUGUGGCAGUCUCAGUUGUUGCUAAUGCUGAAGUUCAAAGCGUUCCUAGUGGAAGGGAAGGACCCACCCAGUGUUGCCGAUCCCCACCUGCUGCUGAACUAGACUUGGUUACCUUUAUUUAGGUUUUGAAAGUGCUCAAAUGUUCAGCAGGAGCAGUGGUUCUGAGAUAGGGUUCAUCCUGCUGGAAGCCUGGACACUGAGGUUCAUUAGGCCCAUCUCUUUAUGUUUGGGGAGAGAAGGAGAUUUCAGCAGGGAUAAACUUUAUCAUUCCUUGUCCAGCAGCAGCUAGAGAGGAUUGAGGCUGUGAAACAGCUUCACAGAUGUUUACAGUUUUGCCCCUCGCUACAGUGAGAAUACUGCUUCCUGUUUCUCUACAACUCCCCCUGCAGCCAGGACAAGGAUCUGUAAGCCCCGCCUUGCCUCUGUGGGUGGCCCCUUUCAGGACCAGGUGAGCUCAUCCUCAGCCUCUAGGCGUUGGCUGAGGACUACUCAACUGGUGUCCAUCAGCAAGGCAGAAAGUUAAAACAUUUUGAAGAGAGAGCAGCACUUCAGUAGACAGGCAGGAAGGUUGAAUUCAGGGAAUUAGUAAACGAUGAUGUAUGGCCCCAUAAGCUAAGAACAUUUUUUGCGUUUUUAUGCAGUUAUAAAAAAAGAAAGAAAGAAUAUGUGACAGACACUACAGGGCCCACAAAGCCUAAGAUAUUUGUGUCAGGUCCUUUGUAGAGAAAGUUUGCUGAUCCCUGGUUUUAUUUGACAACAUGGGGCUGCCCUUGGCCCUGCAGAAAAACAGGGCAGAUUUGAACAUGUGUUCUGCCUGACCCUUCCCUCCUCUGGACUCCAGGCCUUCCAGCCCACACCAAUUUGCCUCUCUCAUGCAAGAUGGAGUAGUUUAUGUAUGUGACUCUGGUUAGGGGCAGUGUUGGCUGGAGCUUUUCACAAUGCCAUCUUGCCUUCAGCUGGAUCUGCCAUAUUCUAAAAGUGGGUAAGUUGCCAUGUUGCAUUGGUCACAACUAGGUGCCCAGAAGCAGGCCUUUCUGGAAAGCACCCAGACAGGGUCUUGAGGAACUUGGCAAGUUCAUAUUUCAACCAGAAAACUCUUGCAAAAACGCUUUCUUCUGGAACUUUUUCUCCCUUGUGUAAUGAUUCUUCUUUUUUAAAAAAUUGUACUUUAUAGGAAUUUGUUUUUCCACUGAUGUCAAUUGAAAGCACCUUAAAAGAUGGUUAUGCACUUAUUCCUAAGACCCCUAUGGAUCCCCCACCCCCACCCCCCAGCCAACAAGAGCAUGGUCUCAAAUACCAAAUUCAGUAUGUUUUGCCAAAUUAAAUGUUAAGGGAUAGAUCGGUAUUUGUGUCAAAAUAAUCCCUUAAAUUUGGUGAUGACAGGCUUAUGUUGGUCUGUUAACCAUGUCUGUGUAUGAGGGUAAUAUAUUUUUGAAAACUUUUAAUUUUGAAAGCCAUAAUUUUUCUUAUCCAAUUAAAGAGGGUGAGAGGGAGGAUUACAAAUACAAGUGGGUCUUUGGCUUUUGGCAAACCUAUCUAUUCAUUUUCGGGAGCACAGCUUAUAUAUCAACAUCUUAAGAGACCAAGGCAUUUGUCCCCAUCAUCAGAGCAAAAUGAAGCCUUCCUGAAUUGAUGGUUACUACACUGGCCUGGAGAAAAGGUUAAAGAUUUUUCUUGGAGCCCCCAAAAAGCUGCACACAAACACAUGGCUAAUUACUAUUUAAAUAUAUACAAACAAGACAAGAGCAGAAAUACCAGACUUGGGGGUCACCUUGGCAAAGAUGAAUUCAUACUGGUUUUGGAAAAGUUUGCCCCAUCAGAUAUAUCUCAUAGCUCGGCCAAUGCUUUGUGUGUAAUCUUAGCUGGUAGAGAAAACUCCAAACAUAAGUGGCACAAGAAAGAGGCAGGCAGAGGUUUGUGCUAUGCAAGUCUUUGAGUGUUCAUGUGCGUAACUGUCAUUUUCAUCGAAUGUCUUUGUUGGUUUCUGAAUUAGCUCUAUACCCUGUGUAUUCCACUGACUUUCACCUUUCACCUCACCUUAAUUCAUGUGGCAUGCCAAAAAUUAGAUUGAACUUUGCUACUAUCUUUCCCCUUGCGAUGAUAAAGGAAGGUGUUUUCUUUGAGUUUUGUCAAGCGUAAGAGGGCCGGUGGUGACAUAGAGGAAGAAUCAGGCGGCCCUCUGAUCAUAAUUUGAUCAUGCCGAUUGCCAUGGCUUUGCCUUGUAGCUGCUUCAGGGUCUUCCAGCAGUGUCCUAGGUGCAUAAACUUUAUAAAAACAUGGUUUCUUUCUCUCUGCAUCCCAUGUCUGCCUCCUUGCUGUCAUGCAGGGACCCCUGCCAACCUCUGGAUUGGAAGCCCUUCUCUGUGGCACCCUGUUGCUCAAGCAUGCAGAUUAUUUGCCAGGUGCACAUGAACAGCCACACUGUCCAAGUCCCAUUCUACUCCCUUCUGCUAAAGAGGAUCACAAUCUGUUCUUUUCCCCUUUUCUCCUGGAUAAGGCCAGAGAAUGGAGCUGAGCUUGAGUAGAAUAAACCUUCAGGACAACCUUGUUCUUCUGUACUUGUGCCUCAGGGCCAGCCCAUCCUGGAAAAUUGGUGAGUCCUGCUCUCCCCUCCGUGGACCAUGUCUCCCUCAUGGGAACAAAUGCUGCAUCAUUUAGUCAAGACAGCAUAUUAAGGAACCUUGCCUGAGGCAUCCAAGGAGGGAAUUGCUUUCUGUUGUCUGGAAUUCUCAGUGCCGGAAUACAUUUCAUACAACCCUGCCUGGUGGCUGGCCAGCAGGAUUCCCCCAAACAUACCACCCAGGGUGAUCACCCACUUCACCUCUGGCAAGAGAGCGAGUAGAUAGAAACCUGGUGACAUCUGGACAGCAAGGCGCAGGUUCAGUUGUGCUGGUUCCACCGCCCAGGCUCCUGCUGGUGUCACAGGCCAAAUAAAGGCCCUUGAUUUUACCCCUGUUCCCAGCUACUUGUUUUGUCACUGCCUGCUCUGUAAUUGAGUACCUAUGUGUAUGAGUUCACUCCGCCUAUAUACAUUUGAAUAUAUAGAACUCGAGUCACGUUACCCUGUUCACUUUCUCUUUCAUCCACACGCAUGCCACCUGUCACCCAGCUGCAAAGUGAGUCCCCGUGACCAAUCUGGAGAGGCUGCCUUGUUCUUGUUUUGCUUAAGUGCUGCGGCCCUAGGCUUCCAUCACUCUCUCUGGACAGGUGUCUUGAUAACCAGAACACCAGUCAGUCCUCUGCUGUCUUUUCUGUCAGCCUUGCUGUAUGAGAAGAUAACUGCUUCCUCCCUCUUUUCCUACACUGUAAUUAUUGUUUUACAAUUGAGUGCCUUAAUAAUAGUUUACAAAUACUAUGUAUUUAUGUGAAACGGUUAAACUCUCUCAUCUUUUGUGAUUGGAUACUUUGUCUUGUGGGUUGUGAUUGGCGUUAGGAAGUUAGCCUGUGUCCAUGUAUGUCUGUGUUUAUUCUGCAGUGCAGUUUUUACAUGGUGUGUUCACAGCUGUUCCAAGGAGCCUUGCUAGAAACAGCACUGAUAAGUGGUAUAGCUCUCUUAGAAUUUGUCUAGUAGGUUUUCUGGUCCUCACCAGAAGACUCCCAUGCAAAAAAAGAAAGGAAGAGAAGAACAGCACUAGUAGUUCCUGCAUGCAAGGCAGAGAUUGGCGCUGUAUCCUGUGGGGACCAGCAAACGUGAUUUAGUUUGUUAGCCGGCUGACCGGGUGACCUUUGAACCAGAGCCCAGCGUCUCAUCCAUUUCCCCAGUUACAAAAUUGUUCUCUUGUUUAAUAGAGAUUUUAUUACCACCUAGGCUACCCCAUUUUUCUUUUCCAUUAGUGUCCUGAGCUCUUUUGCAACAAAAAGUAGGUACAGACUAAACCUCCUCCCUCUUCCCAAAAUCAGGAGCUCCAUGAAAUGAACUGUUCUUUGUUUUGUUUUUUUUUUGGAAGCUGCAGGUGAGUUUCCAUGUGUUGCAUUACAAUAUCGAUGAUUUUUUUUAUUAUAUUGUUUUUUUAUAUUAUAUAUUUAAAAGGCAGUGUCUUUUGUACUGUGAAUUUGCAGUAGAAGAUGCAUAAUGCACUUUUUUUUAACUUGUGUUGGUGUGUAUUGUAUAUAGUGUGUGUGCUUCUUGUGAUGAAAAUAAACUUUU